Molecule: messenger RNA, 1842 nt
Organism: Oldenlandia corymbosa var. corymbosa
Lineage: Eukaryota; Viridiplantae; Streptophyta; Magnoliopsida; Gentianales; Rubiaceae
Source: the annotation of a GenBank genome assembly
AUGGCUAUUUCUUCUACGCUCCCCACUCUGGAGGAUAUAAAAAUAUUAUUAUACUUUUGCAGUAUAAAUUCCAUCCAAGCGGCACAACAACACACAGUCACACAGUCACAAAAACACUCACCCACACAGAAACCACCUGCAAUUUUUACACACAUUCACGCGAAAAGGAAAAACAGAGAGCGAGACACAUACAGUCAAAUGGGCAUGGAAGUUGAUGUCAUCUGUCUAGACAAACAGCCAGAUUCUGUAGUAUACUCCAGCGAUCCCUCCCUUGAAUCAAAGUGCAGUGAGAUGCAGGGACUUGAACAUGUCAAUGGGGACAUUCAAUCAAUUCAUUCUGAAGAGAGUGGUGAAAUGCGCGAGUAUGAAGUCAAGGAAUGCACUAAUGAAAAUUCAGCUGAGAAUUCUGCAAAUCAUCAAUCUGAAAAUGAGCUAGAAUCAACCCUUGCAAAAUGUGAGAUUGCUACAGCCGAGAAUCUGAAAUCCGAAUUGGAAGUAAAGGAUAACAAGAAGUUAAGAACUUUGUCCAAAUCCAAGGUGAAAUCUGCUUCUGGAGCUUGUAAAGCUAAGUGCACUGUACCCCAGCCAUUUUCAUUGGCAACUGCAAAGCGUGCUUCAUUUGGGACGCGACUAGUCGGAGCAGAAUCUCACAAUGUUAAUGCAAAUAAAACAUCAAAAAUUAGUGCUUUAAAGAAUUCUAAUGCCACGAGACAGAAUCAGGCAGUGUCACCUAUUGCGCAUAGGAAGCCUUUGCAGCCUACUAACAAGAAUCGCCCUGAUGAAGAGGACUCCUGUUCUAUUGCUUCUUCUUUCUUGGCAUCAACAAGGAAAUCCAGAGCCACUGUUGGGUCAGCCCCAGUUUUUAAAUGCUCGGAACGUGCAGAGAGAAGAAAGGAGUUCAACUCAAAAUUGGAAGAGAAACAUCAAGCACUGGAAGCUGAGAAAAUUGCAUUGGAGGAAAGGUCGAAGGAAGAGAAAGAAGCAGCAAUAAAGCAACUCAGGAAAAGUUUGACGUUCAAGGCAAGCCCUAUGCCAAGCUUCUACCAUGAAGGACCUCCACCCAAGGCUGAACUUAAAAAGGUAUGUUGAAGGUUAAUAAAGUUUUACCUGAUUGUCUGGAAUUCUGUACUGUUGAUAGACUCCUUUGGUGUUUACCGAGUCUUCAGGUGGUUUGCAAAUGAUGUAUAUAUUCUAAUGUAACUGUUAUAAUUUUAUGUUUCUAGCCACCACCAACACGUGCAAAAUCACCAAAAUUGGGUCGAAGAAAGAACAGUGUUGAAACAAUUGGGUCAGACAAAGGCUUGGCAGCUAUUGAUGAAGUCUAUCAUCCUACUCUCAACAUUUAUAUGGACAGCCCCACUGUCCCAUUCAACAGGAAAGAUCAUUCUAACGACCAGGCUGAUAUCAUUGAAUAUGAUCCCAAAGAUGAGGAUGAAUAUGGGGGACUUGUCAAAGAAUCAUUCUUAGCGGCUGUUAUGAGCGGGAUGAAUCAGGGCAUUGCUUAUCCAUCUUAAUCUAUUUCAGUCUGUUAAUUUAUUUAAGGAGGUAUUUGUCAUCCCUUUUGUUAGUUGCAAGAAAGUGUGUGUCUUUAAGUUUAUCAAUUGUAAAUUAUGUAAGUUAUGCCCAAUGUUUAUUUGUCGUGGAUAUCCUCUGUUGUAUAUUGUUCUGUUUCUCUGAUACCAUCGUGUGAAUUAUUGGAGUCACUGCUAUAACUUAUAACCGCCUCGGUUGGCCGUUGUAUAUGAGAGUGCAAUUGCAUUGGUAAUGUUUAGUUUAAACUUGAAAUCUUUCUGCUUUCUAAGUCCCACUGUGGCUGUACACACUGAACGAUGUAACAUGCGC